Periophthalmus magnuspinnatus is the source of this 1763-nucleotide messenger RNA. Its product is annotated as monoacylglycerol lipase abhd6-A-like. The record is from RefSeq and is a predicted model, not a curated record. The transcript has 9 exons. The coding region runs from base 207 to 1247 and encodes 346 amino acids. NCBI's taxonomy places the organism in Eukaryota, Metazoa, Chordata, Actinopteri, Gobiiformes, Gobiidae.
AUUAUUGGGUUAAAAGUUAAAGACACAACAGCAGGGAGACCAAACCGGAGACCAAACCGGAGACCAAACCGAAGACCAAACCGGAGACCAAACCGAAGACCAAACCGGGAGUGAAUCUGGACUAAACCAGGACUAAUCCCGGACUAGACUAGAACCGGAGAUCUGUCUUUAUCGGGAGCAGGCAGAGAACGCAGCGUCGGUAACAGAUGGAGGGUGGUGGGGCUAAAGUUGUGAUGCUGACAGGUAGUGUGCUGCUGCUACUUCCUGUCAUCCUCUUUGUCACAUCCUUCAUGUUUUGGCCUGGACUCAUCAUCAGGAUGUAUAAUUGGUUCUGGAGGAGGAGGUUGGGUCUGUCUGUGAGGUACUCUGUCGUCGGUUCCUUCAGAUUCUGUUACUCCACUCGCGGGACUCCAGGGGAGGCUCAGUCUCUGCUCCUGCUGCACGGCUUCUCUGCAAAUAAAGACAUGUGGCUUCCUGUGGUCAAGUUCUUGCCAGAGCAAUAUCACGUGGUGUGUCUGGAUUUACCGGGACAUGACGGAACGAGCCGCUUCCAAAAUGAGGACUACAGCAUCAACGGACAGGUCUCCAGAAUCCACGAGUUUGUGCACAGUUUGGGUCUGGCUCAGUUCCAUCUCAUUGGGACGUCGAUGGGAGGAAACUUAGCCGGAGUUUAUGCUGCUCGAUUCCCCAAAGACCUCUGCUCCGUCACCAUGGUCUGUCCUGCGGGUCUGGAGCCACCUGAGGACACAGACUUUGUGAAAAGUCUUAGGGAGAUAGAAGUCCGGAGGAACCAGAACCUGGAUCAGGACCAGAACAAGGAGUCCAUUGCCCUGAUCCCAAGCUCUAUACCUCAACUGCAGGAGAUGCUCGAAAUGUGCUGCUACAAACCACUCAACCUGCCCAAACAGAUGAUGAUGGGGCUGCUCCAAAACAGGCUCCCACACAACCCCUUUUACAGACACCUGUUUGAGUGCAUCAGCGCUGAAGAGUCCAGAUACUCUCUACAGAAGAACCUGCACCGCAUCUCAGUCCCAGUGCAAGUGGUCUGGGGCCAGCAGGACCGGGUCCUCCAUGUCUCUGGCGCCUCUGUGAUUGCUGCUGCUCUCCCUCACAGCCAAGUAGCACUGCUGGAGAACUGUGGUCACUCUGUGGCUCUGGAGCGCCCCCGCAAACUCGCCACACUCAUCUGCAACUUCCUGUCUGCACAGGAAGUGACUCACGGCGGCACCCACAAGAAGAACUCCUGAGGAACAUGUCUGUCCUCCACAAACGCACAAAGAUCAUUUCAGUGUUUUAUUUCCACCGGGUUUAUUAUAAUCUCUCAUUCAUCCAGCAUGGUCCAUGGAGCUCAACAGUCCCGCCCACCACCACAUGGCUGUUUUCAGAUUUGACAAAAUGUUUAGUGGUUUAUAAAGUUUCAGAAACAGAUUUCAUAUAAAAUGAUGGUCUGGUCUGAUGGGACCAAACCCUGUAAUCGGUCUCCUUUGUCAUAAACAGAACAGCAGUUUUUUGCACUGAAUGUCUUGAUUUAAAUAUUCCUUUAAACUUUAAACUACCUUUAACUUUAAACUGCAGCUUUUAUUUUGAUUCUUUUCUAAUUCACUUCUUUAAACACUGUACUGUAUGAAAGAUACUGUAUAUUUAUUUUAAAAAAAUAGUAUAGAAAACACUAUUGUGGACCAUCAUUGAGUGAGUGUAAGCAUCUGGGAUGGAGUUGUGAUGUAAUAUAGAUAUAUAUGUUAUAAAAUCAUUCAUUGACUACC